Populus nigra (black poplar) is the source of this 2025-nucleotide messenger RNA. RefSeq names its product suppressor of mec-8 and unc-52 protein homolog 2. The transcript has 10 exons. The coding region runs from base 105 to 1808 and encodes 567 amino acids. Gene Ontology annotation, biological process: mRNA splicing, via spliceosome. The record is from RefSeq and is a predicted model, not a curated record. Lineage: Eukaryota; Viridiplantae; Streptophyta; Magnoliopsida; Malpighiales; Salicaceae. Gene Ontology annotation, cellular component: nucleus.
AGUCGUACCAUUUUCCAAUCCGUUUCGUUAUCACCUCUCUCGCCCUCCCCAAAAUCCCAUUUUCAAGAACCCUAAUUUUUUUAGUAGCACCAAAAUUAUCAGCAAUGACCUCUUCGAAAAAGCACUACAAGGAGAAAAUUGCACGUCGCAAAGAGGAGAAGCCAGAGGAAUCAGAAACACCGAAAUAUAGGGACCGAGCUAAGGAGAGAAGAGAAGAUCAGAAUCCCGAUUAUGAACCGACUGAAUUAGGGUCAUUUCACGCGGUUGCUCCACCGGGGACUGUUGAUAUCCGGUCAGUAGCUGAUUCAAAUCAGAUUUCUAUCGAAAAGAGCAAGUACCUUGGAGGUGAUGUGGAGCAUACGCAUUUGGUGAAAGGACUCGAUUAUGCUUUGCUUAAUAAGGUGAGAAGUGAGAUCGAUAAGAAGCCGGAUUCUGCAGAGGAUGUUGAUGGGAAGUCUAGAGCAUCCAAGGAAGACCAAAAAAUAUUGUUUCGCACUGCAACUGCAAAGUCAGUCUACCAAUGGAUAGUCAAACCUCAAACCAUUAUCAAGACAAAUGAGAUGUUUCUUCCUGGUCGAAUGUCAUUUAUUUUUAACAUGGAGGGUGGAUACUCUCACGAUAUUCCAACCACAUUGCACAGAAGCAAAGCUGAUUGUCCAGUGCCAGAGGAAAUGGUUACCGUCAGUGUCGAUGGAUCUGUGCUUGAUCGAAUUGCUAAAAUUAUGUCAUAUCUUCGCCUUGGAUCUUCUGGGAAGGUUCUCAAGAAGAAAAAGAAGGAUAAAGACACAAAAGGAAAGAUUUCAGUUGUUGGCAAUGAAUAUGAUGAGCAUGAUAAGCCUUCAAAACCUAGCGGUGGCAUGUUGAACAAUAAAACUGAAAGGGAGAUUUUGCCACCACCUCCACCACCUCCAAAAAACAAUCUGGCUGAUUCCUUUGAGAAGCAGCAACCUGCUGUUGCUAGGGAAGACGAGAAUGACAUAUUUGUUGGGCAUGGCAUUGACUAUGAAGUUCCUGGAAAAGACAUGAGCCAAAGCCCUCUUUCAGAGGACAUGGAAGAAUCUCCUCGAAACAAGGAAAGAUUAUCCUAUUUCAGUGAACCAGUUUAUGGUCCAGUGCCUCCCUCUGAGCUAUCUCAUGAAUGGCAAGACCCGAAUGGAUAUGAUGCUGUCCAUGCUCAAGCAUUAUCUGCUGACUACCAAGGAGAGUGGCAGAACUAUCAAUAUGCUGAGCAAUUCGCAUAUCCUGAACAGUACACCCAGCAAACAAUGCAGGCUUAUGACAUGCAAGCUGCUUCUAGUAUUCAACCAGAUCCACGCUUCAUGACCCAGGAAGAGAAGGAUCGGGGUUUAGGUUCUGUGUUUAAGCGGGAUGAUCAGAGGCUUCAACAGCUGAGGGAGAAAGAUGCCAGAGAAAAAGAUCCCAACUUCAUUUCUGAUAGUUAUUCUGAAUGUUAUCCUGCAUAUCAACAUUUUACUCGUGAGGUUGUUGAUAGUGAUGAUGAAGAUGACUUGUCAAAAAUGGACAUGGGUGGUCGGGCAAAAGGUCGACUUCAUCGAUGGGACUUCGAUACAGAAGACGAGUGGGCAAAAUACAAUGAGCAGAAGGAAGCAAUGCCAAAGGCUGCAUUCCAGUUUGGUGUCAAGAUGCAAGAUGGUCGGAAGACGAGAAAGCAAAACAAGGACCAGAAGCUUAAUAAUGAGUUGCACCAGAUAAAUAAGAUACUGGCCAAAAAGAAAAUAGAUAAGGAGAAUGGUGACGGCGGCCAUUAUGAUGAUGACACACCACCUGGGAAGAAGCAACGACUAUGAAGUCGGUUGCCUAGGGGCCCUACAUUCUUUGUGAAGAAAGUUUUACUUGUGUGUGGAUGAUGCCUCUAAUUGUUCUUAAAUGAAAAGGAUCAUCGCUUCUGUUCUAGGGCCCUACCACCAUCUUCUUGCUCAUGUAAAAUGAAUCUAAGCGCAACAGGUUGAAAAUGUUUUACAUUGAUAUUUAUCACGUUAUAAGAAGACAAAUUUUUGCUACCUA